Messenger RNA from Amoebophrya sp. A120, 5742 nucleotides. The record is from the annotation of a GenBank genome assembly. Lineage: Eukaryota; Dinophyceae; Syndiniales; Amoebophryaceae.
CCGGAGCCUAGAAUCUUUGCGGCGAAGGGAAAAACAACGAAAAAUUGAUAUCGCCUGCUUUUUGAAACACACAUCCCAUUCCCGCCAUCGGUUUGAAAAUACUAAAAAUCGCAGUGCGCGGCCUGUGAGCAACACAAAGAUGAAUCUCUCGCACAGUGGUGCAGCACUCGCCGCCAUGGAUAAAGCUGGAUCUCCUGGUAUGAAACUAAGAGCCAUCACAAUGAAAUUACAACAGAUCACUCACUAUGCUGUUCUUGUUACAGUAGUUGCUAUGCUAUGAGGACCACACUUGUACACAUGAAUGCUGUAGCUCUAUUCCUACCUCUAGCUGGUGACGAAUAAGCCGGCUACAAGAAUUGCGUCAAGAGAAAAUAUGCUUGUUGACAAGGAGGCGCACGGAUCUCAGAGAAUUUCCAUGCAUCUCUCAAAUUUCAUUUCAGGGACGUACGCUGAGGCUCGGGGGCGAAAAAAGACGGCGGGCUGCGCUUCUCUGCCUUCCAUUUCCCUCGACUUCUUCACGACAAUCCCAAGUGGAGGACAUGAUCGGGACGACCGCUCGUCUGCCUCUCCCGCGAAAAAGUGUUAUGAAGAUCAACUCGGACUUUUUGAUGAAGCGGAAACGGAUGAGGGCGAGGAUUCCGACCAUUCGCCCAGCUGUCUCUUCAGUGACAGCGACGGCGAGGACGAGCUCGGGGGCAAUUUUUUCCUAACCGCGAACUACGCUGGGCCGACCUUCGGGGUACAAGCAGGAACCGCUACUGGUGCGCGGCAGCAGCAUUUACAUUUUGAUCUUCAGGACAGCGAGCUUGGAUUUUUCUGCGGAUCGCAUGGGCUGCUUAUGGACACCACCGGGAUCCCGUCGCCGCGCAAAAGAACCCGCGCAGCGUACCACAGCAGAAGUCCCGGCGAAGACGACGACUUCCUUAUCCUGUGCAAAAGUAUCGCACUCGUAUAAAUCCGACCUUUUCUUGCAUGAAACCUUUCUACAACUUCUCACGUACUUUUAGGCAACUUUCCCCCAACUUCUCACCAGCUUCCUCCUAACCUUUUCACCAACUUCCCAGCUGUUGAGAAAUUGGCGGGAGUCAGCGGGUGGGUUUGUUCGGGGGCUUGGUGCGGAUUUGAACUGUAGGCGUUCCAAUUUCUGUACCGCCAUGCAUUUGGCUGCUGUCUCACGAGUUUCCCGGAUCUCGAUUCGUGGCCGCGUGUGCCGUCACGAAUCAGUUUGGCCGUGCAUACUGCGGUCGCGCCUCUGCGCAAAUGUGAGCGCUGCGGGAGCUCCAAAACCUGCUUUUGCAGGAAGGUUUUGGGCUUUGAAAAGUGGUCUGUUGGCAAAAGCAGAGCAUCCUCUAGAUCAUGAAUUGCGCGACAACUUCUCAACAACUUCUCGCCAAAUCUGUCAGAUAUGUUGGCCGAGAAGUUGUUGAGAAGUUGUUGAGAAGCUGUUUAGAAGCUGUGGAGCAAAAAACGCGGCAUAUUGUGUAGGUUGCACGCAAAGCUGCGUUUUUUGGCACAAGAAAAGCAAAGGCGUUUGCGAAAUGAAUGAAUUUGAUUAAUAUAUUGGCCGAGAAGUUGUUGAGAAGUUGGCGAGAAGCUAGCUCCUGCGGCGUGCAGCUCCGGCUCCACAACGGCGCGCGCAGCUUCAUUUUUUUCCCGGUGUUUGCGUCUUUGCGUGCAGCCAUCACAGGCGCAACCUUUGCCGCCUUUUCUAUACGUUGCGCGCAUGGUGCCGUCGUGCGGACGUGCCGAACUGCGCUGCAGAUAAAUGGAAAGAAUGAGUGUGGCCGUCUUUCUACUAGCCUUAUCCCGCUUCCCGUGUCCAGUAUCCUGCAGACUUAAUAGUAUUCCGCUAGAUGAAUAGUAGCACAAACUCAGCGUCUAUCUGUGGAUAAUCGGUUCCGGCGCUUCAGCACAGGUAGGCCCAUCCGCCUGCGACUUUGAAAGCGCCAGACUGGCUUGGCCACGAUCCGGCACCGGCGCGGCUGGCAGGUUGGCCUUUGCCGCCAUCUUGCAUGCUGGCACCGGCGCGGCGGCCAUGGUCUGGCACCGGCUCGGCGGCCAUGGUCCGGCACCGGACUUCGCGGGUCCGGGGACCCCUGAGUUUGUCGCUCCGGUCCGGCGCAGCGACAAAUACGCGGGUCCGGGGACCCCUGAAUUUGUCGCUCCGGUCCGGCGCAACGACAAAUUGGCGGGUCCGGGGACCCCUGAAUUUGUCGCUCCGGUCCGGCGCAACGACAAAUUGGCGCGUCCGGGGACCCCUGAAUUUGCCGCUCCGGUCCGGCGCAACGACAAAUUUUGCGGGUCCGGGGACCCCUGAAUUUGUCGCUCCGGUCCGGCGCAACGACAAAUUAGCGGGUCUGGGGACCCCUGGAUUUGUCGCUCCGGGCCGGCGCAACGACAAAUUGGCGGGUCCGGGGACCCUUGGAUUUGUCGCUCCGGUCCGGCACAACGACAAACUCGCGGGUGGACCCCGGAAUUUGUCGCUCCGGUCCGGCGCAACGGCAAACUCUCGGGUCCGGGGACCCCUGAAUUUGUCGCUCCGGUCCGGCGCAACGACAAAGUGGCGGGUCCGGGGACCCCUGAUUUUGUCGCGCCGGUCCGGCGCAACGACGAAAUGGCGGGUCCGGGGACCUCUGAUUUUGUCGCUCCGGUCCGGCGCAACGACAAAAUGGCGGGUCCGGGGACUCCUGGAUCAAUUUGUCGCUCCGGUCCGGCGCAACGGCAAAAUGGCGGAUCCGGGGACUCCUGGAUUUGUCGCUCCGGUCCGGCGGAACGACAAAAUGGCGGGUCCGGGGACCCCUGAUUUUGAGGCUUCGUUGCUUCGAGGCUUCGCUGCUGCUUCGAGGCUUCGCUGCUGCUUCGAGGCUUCGCUGCUGCUUCGAGGCCUCGCUGCUUCGAGGCUUCGCUGCUUCGAGGCUUCGCUGCUUCGAGGCUUCGCUGCUUCGAGGCUUCGCUGCUGAGACGUUUCGAGGCCUCUUCGUUUCAAGGCUUCGCCGCUUAGAAGCUUGGGCGCUUUGUCUGCAUUUCAUUGUUGUUGUUUUUCGUUUCUAUUCUUUGUUUUCGUUUUUCGUUUCUAUUCUUUGUUUUCGUUUUUCGUUUCUAUUCUUUGUUUUCGUUUUUCGUUUCCAUUGUUUGUUGUCGUUUUUCGUUUUCAUUCUUUGUUUUUGUUUUUCGUUUCUAUUCUUUGUUUCUAUUGCGGAAUACUAUUAAAUAAUGGGUUUUCUCACCUUUCGCUAGUCAUUGUAGAGAUUUAUCUGCCGGGCAAUUCUUUCCAGCCCAUACAGCUGCAACUGCAAGCGGCCAAGGCGCUAGAACUCGUCGCGGCAGAGUCACGCGCCACGCCUGACACCAGAGAACGUGCUGACGAUGCCAGCACGUUCCGCCACUUCUGAACGGCUUCCGCGCCAACUUCCCCACCAACUUCUCCACCCACUUCGCACCAACUUCCGCACCAACAUCGCAACAGCUUCUCACCAACUUCUAUACUAUUUCAUGCAAAAAGAAAAGGUUGGAUUUAUACGAGUACGAUACUUUUGCACAGGAUAUUCCUUCCGGGGGAACAAAACUCGGGGAAGACCGAUUUUUUUGACCUGUCCUUGAUGAUGCCCCACAUGGGCGCGCCGGCAGUUGCAGAGGAUGUUGCUCAACAUCAUCGUCUUGGUGCAGUUCUACCACCGCAAGAAAUGCUGCCGCCAUCGUCCACAGAUGCGCCGCCCUCUGACGUGGCAAGCUCCGAACAAGACCACACGCACCUGGAGCACGAGCACGACACCACAUGCACCGUUUCGACGAACGACCGGGUCUGCCUGGAUUCUUGCUCCAGCACGACCUGCUCGGGAUCCUCGCCCGGCGGGGCAGCGACCACGACCGGCUCCCUAUUGUUCCUGGCGGGGGCAGCUUCAUCCGCGCAGACGGUUGUUCCGGUAUUUCAUCAACAAGAACUGCACCAGCAGCAGCAGUCGUACUAUUCGCGUGCCCUGCUGCUGAAGGUCCGCGAGCGCAUGGCGCUGCCGCUGCGGAAGCGUUGCAUCGUUCCGGGGACCGUCUUUCCCGAUGCCCUGGACGAAGGUGCGAACGAGACGCGGAAGAACCUGAAGAAGCUGCAUUUUUCUGACACUACAACGACAACAACCCCGGUGAUUUUUGACGCUUCGUGCGAUCCGCUGGAGGAGAGAGAGGUCGGCAAAGAAAACAAAGUGAACGAUGGCAGCAUGAUUCCCUGCACAGCAUCUGCCGCUCUCGACGUUGACACGAAAAAUCAUGCGCAAAUGUUUUCUUCCGACGGGGAUUUAUUUUGCGGCCCGAAACUACAGGUGCCGUGGAAAACCAUCCGCAAGACGCGCACUCCACUCGAAGAGCUGCGCGCCGAGAAAAUGCGGCAGAAUUGUAAUGCAGUCCGGUUGAGCCGCGAGUCUCUGUUUCAGGAGGAUCGUCGCGUCAACAUGGUCAUGGAUGCCGCGAUGAACAACGUGCGGGAGGAUAAUGAUAACGGUGACGCCCGCCUCCGCAGCGACCCUGCUGGAGGUGCGAAGCAGCCCUGGAAACCGCGGUCGCUGUUGCAGAGAAAGGCAGAACAAGCUGCGAAAAGUGAUCAGUUGGGUUUCCGCCAGGCGGAAAUGAAUGGCCGAACCCUCGGCGGGGGCGGCCGGACCAAUACGGACUCCAAGCGGUUUGGCGACGAAACGCCGACGGUCUCGUCCGAGAGCGGGUACGGUACGAGUGCAACAACCAUGUCGAUCAACGGAGCGCCAGUGCGCACGCUGCCACAGUCUGAUCUGUGCGGAUACGUGCCCGGAUACGUCGAACGCAGCAAGAAAACCUGUCACGGUUCUUUCUUCAAGCGGAAUCGCGCCAACGUGACUUCUCACUCGUGGCGUCGCGGAAGUGCGCAGGAUGCCGCGGAUCGAGUCGCGCAGUGAGCCGCCCCUGUAUGAGCUUCGGUUUGGAGCUUGGAAGCAGUGAGGCGGAUAAUUCUAUUGUGCCUGUGCCCGUCGUCGUGCAGACAUCAGACACAGACGAGAAGCGAAGCAGUUCAAAAUGGUAAAAUAGACGUGGUGAUAUUCCUAGAUAAUUUUUGGAAAAUUUUUUUCAUAGUCGUGCUUCAAAGAUGCAAAGACCAUCAAGUUAGUACCCCUUCGCUAAUUUCUAGUAGCGUUGAAGAUGCGUGAUAAUAGAGCACCGUGUUGAUAAAUAAGUAUGUUUCUCAGAUGAAAUAAAAACUCUAGCAGCUGUCAUAGCCCUGCCCAUUAGCCACUUUCAAUAUGAGGACGAGCAAAGUUGUGAAGUGUGUUCCUUAGGUUAAUUUUCCGUUUCGAGUUCUUAAUGUUUUUCUUUUUUCAUUCGCGCAGCCUAGCGGUGCUUGACAACAAGCGGUUAGCCGACUCGGGGAUACAGACCAACCGCACAAAGUGAAUGUAACAAACAAGACAGACCACCUAACUAAGCUCCUCUUGCACGACUGUUUAUUCAGUUUUGACUGCGAUCGCUGGCUCUGCCGCCAAAGAAACACUUCCUCUGAGUCGCGCCAUUUCAUCGAUUUUGGAAUAGCAAAUCUAAAUUUAGUAGAUGCGAAAAAGCUGUAGCUAUGUCAAGAGCAUUUCCGGAAUCUCGUAUCAGGCAGAAGCAGAAGGAAGCGAUCUCGUCACGUCAGAUGCACGCGCGGCUUUCAAUACUUAGUUUCCUCCGACUCCGAGCUUGUUGAAGAACCACGACUGUAGAAAUUCAUUUAGUCGCCCGAGGUGC